Aspergillus brunneoviolaceus CBS 621.78 is the source of this 3192-nucleotide messenger RNA. RefSeq names its product pyridoxal phosphate-dependent decarboxylase family protein. Gene Ontology annotation, molecular function: carbon-carbon lyase activity; pyridoxal phosphate binding. Gene Ontology annotation, biological process: carboxylic acid metabolic process. The transcript is spliced from 6 exons. Bases 1 to 3192 code for a protein of 1063 amino acids. The record is from RefSeq and is a predicted model, not a curated record. NCBI's taxonomy places the organism in Eukaryota, Fungi, Ascomycota, Eurotiomycetes, Eurotiales, Aspergillaceae.
AUGGCUGAUGCACCUCCAGUCCUAGCUCAUGCUGAGCGCGGCGAAGACCAAAUCACCAACCAAAAUGUGAUCAACAACUAUUUCAUCGGCCCACGGGCUGCCAACAUGCCUGAUUUCAGAGCAAACAUUAACACCAUUCUGGAUGAACUGCUUGAAACCAGGCUUGAUUACUACCCCGAGGAUCAUAGCCAGAAGUUCAUCACCAAGGAAGUCCGGAGAUCGCCGGAGUUCCAGAAGGUGAGGGACAACUUCGGUGAUGUCGUCCGAAAAGUGGCCCAGCUCCUCGGAGAGCACUCGGUGCCUUUCUGGUCUCCCCGCUAUGAAGCCCACAUGUGCACUGACUUGACCAUGCCGUCCUUGCUGGGGUACUUCAUGACGAUGCUGUACAAUCCCAACAACGUCGCCCUCGAAGCCAGUCCCAUGACCACCGUCGCGGAGUUGUUGGUCGGACAGCAACUGGGCGAGCUGUUCGGAUACAAAACUCCCCUGACAGAGGACCCUCAUAGAGAAAGACAGAAUGAGCCGAUGUCAUGGGGCCAUAUCACCUGCGACGGCACGGUCGCUAAUCUGGAAUCGAUCUGGGUCGCGCGAAACCUGAAGUUCUACCCUUUGGCCCUUCAUCAAGCCAUCGUGAACGGGAACCUGAAUUUCAUCGCGGAUCGGUUCGAGGUGGAAAACUGCAGGGGCGGAACAGAGAAAUUUGCACGGUUAGCAACCUGGGAUCUUCUCAAUCUGAAGCCCAAGACUGUCCUCGAUCUGCCCGAUCGUCUGUACCGAGAGUUUGGCAUUUCGAGCGACUACCUCAAGAAUGCCUUGGAGCCUUAUAACAUCCAGUCAGCGGGCCUCUUGCAUGAGGAGACCGACGAGACCCACCACUUUUAUAGGAGUCUCAAGGCGAUGAAAUUCAUCGUGUCCAAGACCAACCAUUACUCCUGGCCGAAGGGACUGGCCAUUGCCGGGUUGGGAUCGGCGAAUCUUCUUGAAGUCGAGGUGGACGACGACGCUCACAUCGACCUGGCGCAACUGAGGGCUACUCUGAACGAGUGCCUUGAAAACGAGAUCCCCGUCUAUGCGGUGGUGGCCGUGAUUGGAUCCACCGAAGAGGGGGCCGUCGACCGGCUGUCGGAGAUUGUGCGAAUUCGAAACGAGAUGCAAGAGAACGGCCUGUCUUUCCUUGUUCAUGCAGAUGCUGCCUGGGGAGGUUACUUUGCUACCAUGCUGCGCCGAGGACUGCGGGGUCCUGAAAGGGGCGACGCCGACAGAGGCGCGGUGCCAGCCCUGACUCUGCGAAAGGAGACUGAAACCGACCUCUUGGCUCUUCGCCAUGCGGACUCCAUCACGGUCGACCCCCACAAGGCUGGCUAUAUCCCGUACCCGGCAGGGAGCUUGGUCUACAGAGACGGCCGGAUGCGAUACUUGGUGACUUGGUCCAGUCCCUAUUUGUCGCAGGGGUCGGCAGAGAAUAUUGGGGUAUAUGGGGUAGAGGGAAGCAAACCCGGCGCAGCUGCCAUGUCAACGUGGCUCUCCAACCAGACAAUUGGUCUGGACCCCGACGGAUACGGAAAGCUGCUGGGUCAAGCAUCUUUCACCAGCUCCAGGCUAUCGGUGCGCUAUGCCGUCCACAGUGACUUCAGGCAGGAGAACAGAAAGGACUUCAUCUGCGUCCCGUUCAAUCGACUGCCCCGGGAGCAGGAGGGACACGCCUUCAACUCCCCAGAGGUUGAGGCCGACCGGGAUCUCAUUCGAAUGCGCAUCCUGGGACAGCAGAACGAGGCCCUCCUGCAGGACCCUGUCGCAAUGAACCUGCUGCGCCAACUGGGCUCCGACACCAACAUCAACGCCUUUGCCCUCAACUUCUACGUCGACGAGGCGAAGACAACCCUGAACACCGACAUCGAAGAAGCCAACUACCUGAUGAAGAGGGUCGUUGACCGGCUUUCCAUCACGGGGGUGGACACCGACCCAACCAAGAUCCCCGUCUACCUGACCUCGACCAAGUUUGAGCCCAAACAUUACGGCGCGUGCGCAAAGACCUUCAUGCGCAGAUUGGGCCUCACGGAGGUCGACGAAGACCUGUUCGUCCUGCGCAACGUAGUGAUGAGUCCCUUCCCCACCAAGCACUACUUCAUCGGCACGCUGUGGGACGAAUUCGAGCGAGUCGUCAACGAAGAAGUUCAACAAGUCCGAAAGCGCAACGACCCCGCGGCACACAAGGCCCAAUUCCUCCUGCAAGGCAUCGAAGAGUCCGGAAAGACCUUCCUGGUCUUGCAAACCUCGUUCCACACUGCCACUCUCCGCCAGCAGCUGAUCGUCCGCGCCACCCUCAGCCCCGACCUCGAACAGAAGUAUCGGGAUUGCAAGAACCAAAGCCCAGAGACAUCUCUCCUCCUGGUGUCCCAGGAUGUCAUCAACCUUCAGCAGGGCAUUCGCGAUCUUCCCCACACGGACUUAACGUUCAACGCCGAGAUAUACGCGAAGGUGGACUAUCUCCGCCAACACGAGAAUCCCGACUUGUAUGUUCCCUACCUGUUUAGCCCAUCUCGGAAUCAAAUCCCAAUACUAACAUCACACUCCAGGGACGUGCGCGCCUUGUCCACAGGAGAGGUCACAAUCACUAAGGACGAUAUCAUCAAGAGCCGGCCGUUGAACGUGGUGAACCGAGACCCGCAAUAUCCAAAGAUGGACACCCCGUUCUAUCUUUACGGCACGCCGGCGCAGCAGCAUAUUUCCCACGUGCUGGUCCGGUCUCCGAACGUCGCCCUGUCCGCCGCCAACGUCUCCUUAUCCCCCGACCCGGGAGUAGAAGACAGCAUCAGUGCCGACGACCUCGCCAACGGCUUGAUCCUCGCCUUGGCCGAGCACCCCGAGGUGGCCAUGCAGCCCGUCACCGGAAAGGUGUCCGCGACCGCAGAUGUGCCCGGCGACUUCUUCUUCAGCAAUGGAAAGGAGUUCAAGGUCAACAUCUGGAGGGACCCCCACGCUGGCGACGCUCAGGGCCCCGGCCUAGUGGACGGUCUGGGAGAACCCUUCUGGACUGGCACAUUGACUCUGCGCGAGGACCUGGACUAUGAUUCCGACUGGCCCAACAAGGACCCGGCGGCUGUUGCGAAGGUCGAUUCGGCUCACUGGCGCGAGGAGCUGCUGAAGAUCGGCAAUGUGCUGAAUGCCAAAUACAGGGAUCCCGCUGAGUAG